This is a messenger RNA of Actinia tenebrosa (Australian red waratah sea anemone), 5439 nucleotides long. Its product is annotated as NACHT domain- and WD repeat-containing protein 1. Lineage: Eukaryota; Metazoa; Cnidaria; Anthozoa; Actiniaria; Actiniidae. Gene Ontology annotation, molecular function: protein binding. The record is from RefSeq and is a predicted model, not a curated record.
UCUAAAUACACGACGUUCCAGCUUCUUGUCACGCCACAGGAAGAAAAAGGAUGUCUUCUUCUUUAGAGCGGAAGCGAAGAUUUUAAAGAAAUGGCUGGAAAUCAGUACUAAAGAACAAGGACGACGUAAACAACACUUCCUUCUCCGGCUAGCAAAGUGCAAUGGCCGAAGACAGAAUCCGCUUCAACGCUGACCUAACGAGGUCAAUGUCACGUGAAUCAGUUCUUGGAAAUCAAAGUCUAUUUGCCAAUGUCACGUGAACGGUUCUUGGAAAUCAAAGACUGACCAGUCUGGAGAAGGUACCAUUCAAUAGCGAAAAUGUUGUCUUCCUGCCCGACUUCUGGUACGAAAGAUCCAAUUAAACCAAAAAGUCAAGACGCUCCGGGCCUUUACAUUGGUCACUCAGAUGUCACACAGCGAAUAUCUGCGGAAAAGAAACCGGGACUGGAAGAUGAGCAGCCUGGCCUCCUUCCAGAUAUCAUGGAUUCUCGCCUUGUUCUCAAGACAGUUCGUGUGUUCCUGAGUUCCACCUUCACUGAUACAAGAGUGGAUCGCAAUGCUUUGAUGGAAGAGGUUUUUGAACCAAUCAGAGAGCUUUGUCAGGAACAUGGGAUAGCAUUUGAAGUGGUGGAUUUACGUUGGGGUAUUCGUCAGGAAUCUGUAGACGAUCAUCGCGUGGUGAACAUCUGUAUGGAAGAAAUUAAACGCUGUCAAGAGACCUCCCUCGGUAUUGCGUUCAUGGCGAUACUUGGAGAUAGAUAUGGCUGGCGUCCACUCCCUCCCUCUAUCGUGGCUAAAGAACUUGACGCUCUAUUUGAACAUAUUGAUCCAUCAGAACAUCAACUUAUACUGAAGUGGUACCUGCGUGAUGAUAAUGCAAUACCUCCUUCUUACGUCCUGCAACCUAUCUCCACCGAGUUUCCCGUACGAUCAGAGAACAAGGACGAGGUGUCUAUUGCUUGGAAGGACUGGGGCAAGGUAGAGAAGACCAUAUGGAAUUCGUUGAAGUCUGCUGUGGAUGUUGUCGAAGCGGAUACAGAACUAAAACGUGCGUUCACCAAAUCUGUUACUCACCUAGAGGUGGAGAGAGGAGUAUUGACCGAGGAUCCAACCAGCCAGCAGUCACUUGUGAUUGACAGACGAUUUGAUAAUGUUAAUGAGGAGGAUCCUCGGGCUAGAGACUUUAAGGAUAUUCAGGACGAGAAAAGUAUUGCCUUGGUUAAUGAUCUGAAAGAGAACAAGAUCCCUUCGUACCUGGAUGUCAAGUCUGUUUUAAAAUUCAAACACCUCAAGUGGUACAGAGAAGGGCUGACUAUCGAUACUCAUGAAAAUUACAUCAAAGAUAUGUGUUCCAAGGUGAAGACUCUCUUAACUGCUCGUAUCAAUGAGAUCAUCGAAGCAAUAGGUCCUGCAAACCCUCUAAGAGAGGAGAUAACACGACAUGCUCUAUUCUGUAGAGAUCACGUUCACUCCUUUGUAGGACGUACAGAUAUCUUAUCAACUAUCCACCAAUACGUUGGCCAAAAUAAUCCAACCAUGCCUUUGGUUCUGCAUGGAGAGUCUGGAGUUGGGAAGACGACGCUAGUAGCAAAAGCCACAAUGGAAAUUCAAGAAAGCAAUCCCAACAUGGCGGUGUUGUAUCGGUUUUGUGGCACGACGCCACAGGCUUCUACUGGACGUGAACUCACUCUAAGCUUGUGUAACCAGAUAAAACAGGUGUACMACGUAACUGAUGAACUGGAAGAGGAUUAUGGGUCUCUCUGUGAAGCCUUCCCAAAGAUCAUGGCACAUGCGUCAAAAGAGAAACCUCUGUGCAUCUUGAUUGAUUCACUGGACCAGCUGACAGACGAAAAUGGAGCGAGACGCUUUUUGGAGUGGUUACCAAGACGAAUUCCCGCGCAUGUACGGUUGAUUGUGUCGACUUUACCGGAGGAAGGUGGCUGUUUGAACAGACUCCGGACUUUUGGUCUGCCAGGCAAGAACUUUGUUCAAGUCCAGCGUCUGGAACCGAGUGAUGGGGCUGCCAUAUUGGACACAUGGCUUCAACAAGCUAAAAGAAAACUGACGCCCGAACAAAGAGGUCUUGUCCUGAAGGCCUUUGAGAACUGUCCUUUACCACUGUACAUGCAGUUGGUGUUUAACGAAUGCCGUAGUUGGCAGUCCUACAGGAAAGUUUCUGAGCUCAGCCUUCAGCCGGACGUGGUGAGUAUGGUCAACGCUCUCUACGAACGACUUGAGAAAUACCACGGGAAGCUACUGGUUAGUCGUGUGUUGGGUUUCCUGGCAGCCGUGUCUGAUGGCAUCAACAAGGAUGAUAUUCUACACAUCUUGAGCUGUGACGAGCAGCUGUUGAAAGACGUCUUGGUUUGGCACGAGCCUCCUAAGAGAAGGUUACCACCAUUGUUGUUGGCACGUCUUAAAUACGACCUGGGACCCUUCUUGGUGGAAAGAGGUGCGCACGGAGUAUCGCUGGUGGCAUUUUAUCAUCGUCAAUUCAUCGAAGUAGCAGCAAAGCGUUACCUGUCUGGUGAUGACUACAAAUCAACCUACCAGUCAUUAGUCAAGUACUACUCGGGCCAGUAUUACAAUCAAUAUGGUAAAGAUCGUGCAAUACCAUCACAACCAACUGCCUACUCAGCAGACGCUCUCAACAUCAGGAAACUGGAACUCCUUCCAAGAUCUCUGAUGGAAGCCAGAGAUUUCGAGCAGUUCCGUCGAUGGCUGGGAGAUUUGGAAUUCAUUCAAGCCAAGUGUAUGGCUGGCCUGGGGUAUGACACCAUGGCAGAAUGUACACUUGGUUAUCAAUAUGCUCUGCAAGAAGACGUCAGCCAAGACAUCAAAAACGAUCUUGAUGACAUUUUGGGGUUUCUACGAUCUGAAGUGCACAUUUUAUCAAAGAAUCCGAUUCUGACUUUUCAACAAGCUGUGAAUUAUCCCAAARRAAGUUGGAUCGGACGAGCAGCAGAGGCCAUGCAAAAGGGAUUCGGGGACAUGUCAGAGAAGAGCGUGAUACCUCGUCCAGAUGGAUGGAUAGAAUGGAUAAACAAGCCUGAGGUGUCCGAAGCUUUUGAGUUUGAAUUGGAUGGACAUUCUAAAGGAGUGUUGUCCACGUGCUUCUCUCGUGAUAACAGGAAGAUCCUGUCUGCAUCAGAAGACUGCAGCAUUCGUUUCUGGGACAGUCAGACGGGUUCACUCCUUGCACAGCUGGAUGGACACACGGCUGCAGUAACAUCAAUCAAAACAUCUCCAGACGGAAAGCUUGUUGCCUCAAGCUCUGAAGACCACACCAUCCGACUAUGGGACUAUCAAGAAGAAAAGCUGAUCAGAUGUUURGAAGGCCAUCAAAAGAGAGUGACAUCCAUUGCAUUCAACGGAGAUGGUACCAAGCUGUUGUCCGUAUCGCUGGACAAGACAAUGCGCGUGUGGGACGUAAGGACGGGAGCAUGCAUAGAGACAAUAUCAGGACAUUCUGGAUAUCCACUGUGCUGUGUCUGGUCACCUGUUGAUGAUGGUGUUGCAGCGAGUUGUGGUGAUCAGUUGGAGAUCUUCAUCUGGGACUUGGACAACAAAUGUGUCAGGUACAAGCUGGAAGGCCACACCAUCGAUGAAGCCAUGAUUAAUUUCCCCGAUAAAGACAAGCUACGAGGACACGAGGAACUUUAUUACGAUUCUCUUCUGUGGUCGGUUGAUUUCUCCAGUGAUGGGAAAAUGUUAGCGUCUACUGGUACGGAUAGUAACGUGUUUGUCUGGGACGUGGAGACGGGAGAGAGGCGCUGUACUUUUAGUAUUCCUAACGAUGGAUCUGCUGUUUGCUUUGUGGAAACUCCGCAAGGAAGACGCCUGGCUGCUGCCUCUGCUCCUCACAUGACCGUGACUCUGUUCGAUGUAGGAGACAAUCCACAAACUAUCGCUGUACUUGGCGGUCAUUCUGACUGGGUUUUGGCUAUUGCUUUUAGUUCUGAUGGAUCCCGGUUGACAUCUGCCUCGAGAGACAAAACCAUCCGUGUAUGGGACAUAGAGGCUGCAGAGAAAUUGAAGGAGAUUCGCUUUCACUCGGAAAGAUGUUGGUGUGUUGCGUACUCGGGAGACGGUCGAUGGCUUGCAUCUGCUUCUGAUGACUUCAAGGUUGGUGUGUGGGACACCACGACUUUCCAACAGGUACUUGUUUACGAAGGACACGAGAAAAAGCGCAAGUUCUCUUGCGGUAUUCGAGCCUGUACCUUCUCACGUGAUUCAAGUCUAGUGGCCAGCGGUGGAGAUGAGAUGAAAAUCCGUAUUUGGUCCAGAGAAACUGGCAAGGACAAGAUCGUUCUUCCGUGCGAGUCCAUAUUGUUACCGUGGUGUAUCCGGUUUGGUGCAGAAGAUAAACGCUUGAUUGCAGUUGGAGAGUUUUCUAAAGGAGUCUUAGUGUGGGACCUGGAGACGGAGACCAAGAUUGCUGACCUCGGCGGACACGAGCUUUUCUGUCAGUACACAGAGUUCUCUCCGUGCGGCAAAUACAUCAUCUCGAGUUCCAUCGAUAAUACUGCUAAGGUAUGGAAAGCUGAUACCUUUGAUCAGGUGGCUACUCUGGAUCAUCCUAAAUGGGCUACCUGUGCUGUGUUCUCGCAUGACUGCAAGUUAAUCGCGACGUGUUCCCCGGAUUUGAAAGUUCGUCUUUGGAGUGUGGAAGAUUUCAAAGAGAAAGCUGCAUUGGAAGGCCACAAGUCUGAAAUCCGAAUGGUUUCGUUCUCACCAGAUGAUAAUCACGUGGCAAGUGCUGGUCUUGAUCAGAGCAUUCGAGUGUGGAACGUGAAGAGCCAGGCCCAGGUGCAGGUGUUUCAUGCUGUAUCGGGUCUGUGGGGUUUAAUGUGGCACCCGAAGGAGAUGGAUCUGUUGGCAGCUGGAGAUGCUGUUGGAUAUUUGUAUUUCUUGAAACUCAAAUCAAGGGAUAAAUCGAUGGCGAUCAAAGAGUAACCCAAGAGUAACUGUAACUUGAGUUUGAAUCACUCUUCACUGCUGAUGAAAAUCUUCGAAAUCAAGGAAACGAUUGAAAACCCUUUAGUUGUUUGUUAUAUGGACGCGUGCUUGAACUUUAGGUAUGAACAAAGACGGAUAAAGUUACGACCUUGGAUAAAGUAGAAAAAAUAUAAGAACGAAAAACGUUUAAUGGUAAGACAAAGUAGAUGGUUGUUUUUGAUUUUGCGAUUUUAAACUAAGUAGAGUUCUCCAAAAAAUAAACUAUGAGAGAGAGUCCACAUUGUCAUGGUAACGCUUCUAGGAUCUAGUGGUUAAAGUGAAUGGAAUUAGGUGUGGGCUUUUUAGAUAGAAUGUGAAAAUCAAAAUAAUUUAGUUAGGGUACAAGAGAGACGGACAGUGAGAACAACACACAAUUUCUAGAAAAUGGUUUUAAUUACGAAAUAUCACGCUUAGCAAUAAAAUAAUAUAAUCAUCUCUGUA